Molecule: messenger RNA, 2483 nt
Organism: Dufourea novaeangliae
Lineage: Eukaryota; Metazoa; Arthropoda; Insecta; Hymenoptera; Halictidae
Gene: mtm
Product: myotubularin-related protein 2
Exons: 10
Coding region: 156-2117 (653 amino acids)
Biological process (GO): dephosphorylation
Molecular function (GO): phosphatidylinositol-3,5-bisphosphate 3-phosphatase activity
Source: RefSeq, a predicted model, not a curated record
GGUGAACAUAAUUGGAACUGCGUUAGCUGUCGGGUUUUUCUGAUCGAGUCUGCGAUGCGCGGGCUAUGUCUGUCAAACAUGUAGUGAUUAGUACAAUAUAAAAUUAUGUCAUUCCAUUGAAUGCAAGUAAACGAGAAUCUAAUAGUACUGCAAGCAUGGAGAAGAGAGGCAGCGCAGAACUGUUGAAUGUAGAACAAAAUAAUUCUAAAAAUGCCAGCUCGGAUUCUCUUAACUCAGACAGCAAGAGCAGUUCGCUCAAUUCCAAAAUGGGCCAAGAAUCGGAAAGCUGGGAAAAAGCAUCUCAUUCCAAAAGUUUUUCCUCAAGCUCUGCAUCAACAGAUAACAAUAUUGUCUCUGCUUUAGAAGCUAGAAAAGAGAAUCAAGUAAAAAAUCUGUCCAGCGGAGAAACGGGACCGCCGCUUUUAAACGGAGAACGGAUGCAGGGUAUUGCUCACGAGGUAACUUAUCUAUGCCCGUACUCCGGACCAGCCAGAGGAAUUCUUAGCGUUACCAAUUACAAGCUUCAUUUUCGGAGCGUCGAUCGCGAAACACCGUACGUGGUGGAAGUACCUCUAGGUGUAGUGAGCAGAAUCGAAAAAGUUGGUGGUGCGUCUAGCAGGAGAGAAAAUUCUUAUGGAAUUGAAGUGUUCUGUAAAGACAUGCGGAAUCUCAGAUUCGCCCAUAAACAGGAGAAUCAUUCCAGACGGGACAUUUUCGAGAAGCUCCAACAGUAUUCAUUCCCAUUGUCUCACAAGUUACCACUCUUUGCGUUUGAAUACUCCGAAACGUUUCCUGAGAAUGGUUGGAAUGUCUAUGAGCCCAUAGCUGAGUUAAAAAGAAUGGGGGUAAACAACGAUAUGUGGAAAAUAUCGAAGAUCAACGACACAUAUUCGGUAUGCGAUAGUUAUCCAGCGGUAUGGGCAGUACCUGCAGCAGCAACCGACGAGGAUCUGCAAGCGUCCGCCGCUUUCAGAAGCAGGGGUAGACUUCCAGUGCUUUCGUGGAUCCACCCGGAAAGUCAAGCAACGAUCACUCGUUGCGCCCAACCGUUAGUGGGUGUCGGUGGUAAACGAAGUCGCGAGGACGAAAGAUACGUUCAACUUAUUAUGGACGCGAACGCGCAGAGUCACAAAUUAUUCAUUAUGGAUGCCCGACCGAUGCCUAACGCGGUGGCGAAUAAAGCGAAAGGUGGUGGUUACGAGAGCGAAGACGCUUACCAGAAUGCAGAGCUAGUAUUUCUAGAUAUUCCUAAUAUACACGUGAUGCGGGAAAGUCUUAGAAAAUUGAAAGAAUUAUGCUUCCCGACAAUCGAUGAAGCCAGGUGGUUGUCAGAAAUAGAAUCUACUGUCUGGCUAAAACACAUCAAAUACGUGCUCGCAGGCGCGCUCAAAAUAGUUGAUAAAGUCGAGAAUCACAAAACGUCGGUGCUGGUGCACUGUUCGGACGGUUGGGAUCGAACGGCACAGCUCACGGCUCUUGCCAUGUUAAUGUUAGAUCCGUAUUACAGAACUAUCAAAGGUUUUGAGGUUCUUAUUGAGAAGGAAUGGCUCAGUUUCGGUCACAAAUUUCAACAGAGAAUCGGUCAUGGCGAUGAACACCACAGCGACGCGGAUAGAUCUCCGGUAUUUCUGCAGUUCAUGGACUGCGUGCGGCAGAUCAGUCGCCAAUUUCCGAACGCAUUCGAAUUUAAUGAACACUUUCUCAUCACUAUACUCGAUCAUCUGUACUCUUGCAGAUUUGGCACAUUUUUAUGCAGCAGCGAACGUGAAAGAGUACAGGAUCAAGUGAAACAAAAAACUGUCUCGUUGUGGUCGUACACCAACAGUCAAUUAUCUCUGUACCAGAAUCCUCUGUAUUGGGCAGCUCCCAAUUAUCAGCCCGUCUUGAUGCCGAUCGCUAGCAUGAGGUAUAUGAAGCCAUGGAAAAGUCUGUAUUGCAGAUGGAAUCCUAGCAUGCGACAGCAGGAUCCCGUUUACCAACGAACGAGGGAACUUCUAGUCUUAAAGGAACAACUUGAAAAACAGCUCGAUGAGGGUCGACGCGAACAGGCCUCCCGUGCUAAUCGGUCCCUGGCGUCGCAGGCACCGCCCAAGAUACAUUCCCCGGCACACUCAUAACACGCUCACAAUUCACCCGUCCUCUAACGAUCUGUAGUUAUUGUAAAUGUACUCCUCCAUGCUUCGUUUCCGUGCUCGAGCCAGCGUGCAACAUUGACUAAACUCACAAUCGCUAUGUACAAAACGCUCAUUGAUAAAAAAAAAGAAAGAAAGGAAAAAAAAAUGGAAAACGUUUAUGACUAUUGUACGAUUGACUCUAUGGACUUAUCCUUCUCAUGCGUCGUAUGAAAUAUAGGAGAUUUACGCUUGACUUCUGAACAAAAUCGAUCGCGUUGAUCACGGAAAAAUCGUCUCGGCGGUUGAUACAGUUCACGUGUAUCGUUUGCAAAUCUUGUAUCCGGCCAGUUAAUCAAUGUCGUAGGAAUC